Cyprinus carpio (common carp) is the source of this 1843-nucleotide messenger RNA. RefSeq lists its product as uncharacterized. Lineage: Eukaryota; Metazoa; Chordata; Actinopteri; Cypriniformes; Cyprinidae. The record is from RefSeq and is a predicted model, not a curated record.
AUUGUAUUAUUUUAUUUACUGUUUAAGGACUUUUAAAUGAUUGUUUCUAUUUCAUUAUUUGUGAUCUUAGUGUCAAAACAUCUGAUUAUACUGUCCUUUGUGUUUGUGUGUAACAGGAAAGAUGAACCAUUUCUACAAACACCAUGUUAUGGAUUUGCAGUCUAUGAAGUCAGUUUCUAAGUCUCUAAAUGAAGGAAUUGCCUCGAUCUGUAACAUCUGCAAGUCCCUUAUGAAUGCACAAGUCAAUCCCACCACGGACACAUGCUCCAAUUACAAACAAAUCAGGGGAUAUAUCGAGGAUGCUGAGCAGUGCAUGAAAAAUACUGAGAAAAUGAUUCAAGAAAAACUAAAACAUCUGGAUGAAAGCAUGGAGCAACUUAUUAGAGAGAAGCAAAACGUUGAGCAGCAGAAGAAAGAAAAAAGCAUGACCAUGGAUAAAUUGCACGAAGAGAAGAAGUCCGCUGAAGGUUCAUUAGAGUAUUCCGAAGCAGCUUUGACACAGGCUAUUAAAAACCUAGAAUCAGCAAACUAUGCCCUAAGUGUACAACAAGACAGGAGGAACGCAGGUGAAGGACUGACAAUUGCAGGGGGGGUAUUGCUUGCAAUACCAAUUAUUGGAUGGAUUGCUGGUCCAAUAAUGAUUACUGAGGGACAGCGGGGAAUUGAAGAAGCUUCAAAUGCCUUGAGACAUGCUGAAAGGGAGAAACAAGACUGUGAGUCUCAAAUGUUGAACUGGAUUACAAAAGUGGUUCAUUACGAGGGAAUAAUCUCUAAGACACAGUCUGAAAUUGAGCAGGCCAAUGGAGCACUGAAGGGGAUUGAGUGGAAGAUUAAAGAGGUUCAAGAGCAUCUAACAGGCACAGCUGAAAUUCAGGAAGUGGUCAGGAGAACUGUCAACCUUCUGAGUGUUCUUAGUGGAAGAGUCACUGUGCUGGAGAGACAAACACAACAUUUCAUCCUCUGGCAGCCCGUAGUAAAGUCCAUGGAAGAUGUGAUGAAGGCAAUAGUAAAUAUUGCUGAGAAUCGGCUCCUCUAUAGUGAUGGUGUCCCAGGCCUUAUAAAUACUUUGAGGGAGAAUGUUGGAGGAUUACUGGCUUUAUGCAACACGCCCAGUAAUUCUGAAAAUGACAGCUAUUACUAAUCAUUUCAAUGUAAUUCACAUAGCAAAUGCUUUAAAGAAAAAGGGGUUAUUGGUGUUUUUAAUUGUUUUGUUUUUUUUCACUUGUGUAAAUUCACAAAUGAAUUUACAAAUUCUGAUUUUAAUCACAAUACAGAUUAUUAUAAAUCUUAACUGCUUUCAUGAAUGACUCCAUUUACAUUGAUUAUAUGACAAAUUUUAAACAUCUUAUUAAUCACUCAUAAUUAAUUUCAUAUAAUCAGUUGCUGUUUGCAUGUUUAUAGCUCAUACUGUAUAAAAAAGACAUAAGAUUAGGUUUUGGUGGCAGUUUCUGUUGUUUUUAUUUCCUGUUUCCUCAGUACCCCUAUGGUUAUUAGCAAAGCCACUUGAAGGCAACCCUACAACCUUAAGCCCGAAAAGCAUCAAUGGAGAAGAGGCUUCACUAUACUGAAUAAACAGUUUUUGUUAGAAAAUAGCUCAUCAUUUAAUGAAUCAACAGCCUGUUUGAUAAUCUUCAACAUGUUUUAUGCAAUACAAUAUGUUUAUUGGGAACUAUAUGUAAAUUUUGCCUUGAUAAAAUUUUUUUUUUUUUUUAUGAGAAGCCAGAGUAGGGAAUAUCAUGACUGGUAGGACUCAUUUACGGCAUUACUUCCAGCAAAUGUUUCACAUUAUUAGAUAAUAAUAUAUGUUGUGUAAUAUUGUGUAUUGUCUAGAAAUGUAAUUUUU